Molecule: messenger RNA, 2509 nt
Organism: Salarias fasciatus (jewelled blenny)
Lineage: Eukaryota; Metazoa; Chordata; Actinopteri; Blenniiformes; Blenniidae
Gene: atg101
Product: autophagy related 101
Exons: 2
Coding region: 539-1195 (218 amino acids)
Biological process (GO): autophagy; autophagosome assembly
Cellular component (GO): phagophore assembly site; Atg1/ULK1 kinase complex
Molecular function (GO): protein kinase binding
Source: RefSeq, a predicted model, not a curated record
UGUCCUACGUGGCUUUCCGUCGGUGUUCCAGCUGCCCUGACGCACUGUCUUGUUUGUAGCAAACGCAGAGUUAAAGCUAAGUCUUGCUUUUUAUCUGCUUUGUUUUGCGUCCUAACACUCGCGUGUCAAGAGGUUGAUCGAAGUCAGUCUUCGUGUUGUAUGCGUCUGUGUCGAACUGUCCGGUCACAUUUGUAGAUGUAAACAGAGCAUAUCUUCGUCAUUUAGCGAGGUGAACAGCAGCGCAGUGUUAGCUUCGGUGCUUCGGAUGAAAUUGUUCCCGUGUUAACUGGACCUCCAGCGUCCGUCGUUGCUGCUACUAACGGUCGCUUUUAAAUGCAGACGUGAAAAUAAGAUCCAUAAAAGAAUAUUUUACUGCACUUGCGGCUAAACGGCUGUCGCCGAGACAGCUACUGAAUUCUGUCGGUUUUUUUUAAAACAUCUGCCGUUCCGUACGUCCGACGUCCGUCACCAGUUCACAGGGAAGCCAGUUAAUCCGUAACACCAGUCGCUUCUCGAUGAUCAGAAGUCAGACUCCGCCAUGAAUUGUCGCUCGGAGGUACUCGAGGUAACGGUGGAGUCGAGGCAGGUGGAGGAGUCCAUGCUGGCCCUGCUUCACACCAUCUUACUGCACCGCAGCACCGGGAAGUUCCACUACAAGAAGGAGGGCACCUACUCCAUCGGCACGGUGGGCACCCUGGACAUCGACUGCGACUUCAUUGACUUCAGCUUCGUCCGGGUUUCCUCGGAGGAGCUGGACAGGGUGAUCAGGAAGGCUGUGUCCGAGUUCAAGGACGCCCUGAGCAACUCCGGCAGUGACGGGAUGGGCCAGAUCUCCCUGGAGUUCUACCAGAAGAAGAAGUCCCGCUGGCCCUUCUCGGACGAGUGCAUCCCCUGGGAGGUGUGGAGCAUCAAGGUCAACGUUGUCAACCUGGCCAACGAGCAGGAGCGGCAGAUCUGCAGGGAGAAGGUGGGCGAGAAGCUGGGCGAGAAGGUCAUCAACGUGGUGGAGGUCAUCAACCGCCACGAGUACCUGCCCAAGAUGCCCACCCAGUCCGAGGUGGACAACGUCUUCGACACCAGCCUCAAGGACGUGCAGCCCUACCUCUACAAGAUCACGUACCAGAUCACGGACUCGCUGGGCACGUCGGUCAGCACCACCAUGAGGAGGCUGAUCAAAGACACACUGGCCCUGUGAGGACGCUGCUCUCCACAAGACACGGAUCACACACACACGUCUAGGGUUAUAAAUGGCAGAUUGUUUUUAUAAGUACAGCUGUGACGUCUCCGUUUAAAUUUUUUGCUUGAAGAUUUUCAAUUAUGUAAUCUUCAUUUUGGAGGUUUUAAGGAAUUUCAGUUUUUUUUAAAUUCUGCACUGCAAGUUGAAAAUAAUGCGAACACGUCCAUCAGUUGAAUUCUGUGGAGAGUUGUGUUGUUAAUAAUGCUUUCUGUAAAUUUUUGCAAUAAAUCUUGUUGUUCGUCAACUGUGUCAGACUGUAACAGGAGUUUUCACAACUUUCAAUCGGAUCCCAAAGUUUUUAACGAGCAGUUUUGUCUCUUAGCUGAAUUUCCUCGUCUGUGUAAAAACUUCCGCUCUGCACGGCGGUUUGCGCAGUGACCUUACGUGUGGAGCAGGACAGGAUUUCCACUUUUCCAUUUUUCCAAAUUAAAGCCAACACUUCCUCGGUUCACUCCUCACUUCCAGUCACAAACUGUCACGGUGGCCCAGAGCUGGAAAAACAUCCCGCCCGGUCCGUCUCGGGACGGUGUGCCUGCCAACAGGAAACCACCACGUGUGUGUGUGUGAAUGUGUGUGCUUUCCUUUUACAUGCUUAUCAAAGAACCUUGUGUGUGCCUCAUCAGUGUGAAAAACACACAUGUGGCAGGUGUGUGUAGAUUUCUUCUCAUGUAGAUGCUGAACUUUGUAAACAGUGGAAUCAAAGCUUCACUGUGUAAAAGCUGGAAUGUUAAUGGAGCCCAUGUUUAUUGAACUACAUCGUAAUGACAGGAGAAUAAAGGUUCUAUAGUUUGUCUCAAAAUCUUUAGUUUCUACUAAGAAAUAAAACACAUUGACUUCAUUAAAAGACCUAAUGAGAGAAGAAAUAUAUUUUGCUCACUGACUACAUGUUAAUUUAACUUUUAAACCAAAUAAUCCUUAAUCUGUUUUUUUCUUCAAAAUAUUGUCAAAUGUGUGAGGACCUGUCUCGUGUGUCGGGUAUUUCCUAAAUGUAAAUCCAAUGGAAAUGCAGAUGUAGCUUUGUGAAUGUCGAAACUGCAUCAGCAGCUCAUGGUGAGAAAACCAAAGCAGAUUUCUCUGAACAGUGUUUCACUUUAGGACUGAGGAAUUCUAUUCAGUAGUUUGCAAACAGGAAUGGUAGUUUUUGCCUCUUAAUUUAGCUGUGUUGGCUUCAAAAGGACUUCAACUUGAAGUAGUCACGUCUGAUCUGUUUUGAAGAUUUAUUGUCUUUAAUUUGUUGAUGGAAACAAAUAAAAAAAAUUAUGUGUUUAUUGA